UCUUUGUCCUGCUUCACAGCUCUGCUGGCUGCCAUGGGCACUGCCUACAGGGAGAGGAGCUGACUGCCGCUUUUGCCAUUUCCCAACAUUGCAUCCCUUGCAGCAGUCUCCAUCAGUGUAGAUAGUCGUUGCAUCGCGGGAGGAGACUCAGCUUGUUUUUGUGUGUCUUCCGAGGCACAAUGACCGGAUCCCCGUAGGCGAUACCCAACGACGUCUGCCCACCUGGACGAUGCUGGGAUGAUGCAUGUUUUCAGCUUUUCCGUUUGGGCUCCGGCCGGACGGGUUUCUUUUGGAUGACGCGCAGAGGGGUUCUAGCUUUCUUUAUGUUUCACCCUGAUUUGGAAAACCCCCAUCCCAUCAGGAGAUCCAUGACCCGGUUUUUGCACCGUUGUCAUCAUGUCCCCAGCAUCGGCUGCAACGGCCAGUGAAAGCAGCACCACCACCGUCCCCGAAGAGGAGCCGGACAGCCCCCGGGAAGAGCAGCGGCCCCAGAAACAGUCCCUGACUAAAUCCCUGUGUCAGGAAACUCACUGGAAAUGCCUGCUGCUGUCCCUGCUGAUGUACGGCUGCGUCGGGGUGAUGGCCUGGUGCCAGGUGACCAAGGUCACGCGCCUCUCUUUCGACAGCGCUUACAAGGGAAAGUCUAUGAUGUACCACGACAGUCCCUGCUCCAACGGCUACAUCUACAUCCCGUUGGCCUUCCUGGUCAUGCUCUACGUGGUCUACCUGGUGGAGUGUUGGCACUGCUACACCAGGAACGAGCUGCAGUACAAGGUGGACGUGGAAAACGUUGCAGACCGCAUCCUGAGAAUGCAGCAGGCUACACCGUGCAUCUGGUGGAAGGCCAUUAGCUACCAUUAUAUCAGGAGGACGCGGCAGGUGACGCGCUACCGUAAUGGAGAUGCUUACACCACCACGCAGGUCUACCACGAGCGAGUCAACACCCAUGUGGCUGAGGCCGAGUUUGACUAUGGUAACUGUGGGGUUAAGGACAUCGCGAAGCAGCUGCUGGGCCUGGAAGACUUCCCCAUCACCAGGCUGAGGUUCACUAAGUGCUUUAGCUUCGCCAACGUGGAGUCAGAGAAUUCGUACCUGACCCAGCGGGCCCGGUUCUUCACAGAGAACGAGGGCCAGGAUGACUACAUGGAGGCCCGUGAGGGGAUGCACCUGAAGAAUGUAGACUUUAAGGAGUAUAUGAUUGCCUUUUCUGACCCUGAUCACCUUCCCUGGUAUGCAGCCAACUCCACUUUCUGGGUGGCAGCAGCUUUCACACUCUCCUGGCCUCUGCGGGUGCUGAUAGAGUACCGCACUGCCUGUGUACACUACCAUGUAGAGAAGCUGUUUGGCUUUGACUAUGUGCCAGCAACACCGUCUGAGGAGCGGCCACAUUGCAGACACAUCCCGCGAGUCAACACAAUCGACAGCACGGAGCUGGAGUGGCACAUUCGCUCCAACCAGCAGCUGGUGCCGAGCUACUCAGAGGCAGUCCUCAUGGACCUGGCGCAGCUCUCAGGGAGCUGUAACAACUACUCCGUAUGUGGAGGCUACGGUAGCUACAGGCAGAACUGUGAACGCUGCCACCGUGCCAUCAGCAGCUCCUCCAUCUUCUCUCGCAGCGCCCUAAGCAUCUGCAACACGGGGAGCCCCCGCAUCCCCUUUAGCGCCAGCCGCUUCUCGCUGGGUCGGCUGUACGGCUCCAGGCGGAGCUGCCUGUGGAGUAGCAGCGGCAGCCUGAAUGAGCGGUCCUGCCCCACAGAGAGCACGCGCUGUCUGUCAGGCCAGCAGACCAACAGUGAGGAGAACCCUCCAGCCUAUCAGGACGCUCUGUACUUCCCAGUGCUCAUAGUACAUCGCAACGAAGGCUGCCUCAACCACGACCACCGCUCUCUGCACAGAAACGGCUCCUGUGUGGAGACUUCUCUAUGACCCAGACUUAUCUGAGCAAGGAAUAUUUUAAGUGAGAAAUCUCUUCACACCAGGGCUGAGCUAACAUUGACUCCUGCUUCUUCUUUUUACAACUCAGUCACCUGCAAGUUACCACAAACAAGGAUUUGUUCAUGUUUCUAAAGAUACUGUAGCCUCAAACAAACAGGAAACAGUCUAUCUGGGAAGGUCCUUACAGUACAGUUAAUAAGUCAGGGAAAAACAGACUUGAUGCUGUUGAUGAGACUGUUAAAAUACAAUGUGGCUUUAAAGGACCAAAAUGCCAAAGUGUCAUGUACAGCGUCCAAAAGGACAAGAGUCAAAUAACCAAGGAAUACCAAGGGGAUUCACAUCCUGCUGUAAAUGCCAUAUGUGUAGAACUUAGUCACGGACGAGGACAUGAGUAACACUUUCUAGUAUUUGAAGCUGAAUAUAGGAUUUGACUCAGCAGUAGCCUAAGAAAUUGCCAAGAAAUGAAAGGGAUACGACGAGUAUGGAUGCAUGAAUGAGCAAUGAAGGAAUAUUGGGAAAAUUGUUGACUGAGUCAUGACAUGUGAGUCAUGUGAAUUAUGAGACAGCCUUCUUGUCCAUGCAUAAUUAACAAGACUAAAUAUUUUUGCAGAAACAAAACACAUGGCUCUUAUAAAGUGAAGUUAACUUAGGCUAAAAUCUAAACAUCUGCAUGUAAAACAGUGAAAUCCAUUUCAAAGGGAAUACAUUUCCAUAGUAUAAAAAUAAACGUCUGAUUCAGAUGCUGAAAUAUCAAGUUAGCUGAAAUCGGCUUGGCUGCGAUGACAUUAUACUUCCCGGCUUGCUAAAUAUAGCAAAGCAGUCGAUGAAUAAUUUAGCACAGGAGGGCUAAAGGACACGGAAACUUCAAACUGAAUCAACAACACUUCUUCAAACUGUUAAUUGCUGUAAACUGCACAUUUUCUAUGACGGCCAACUGCUUAGUAAUAAACCUCACCAUGAUAUUAAUAGAUCAGUGUCAACUCAGCUACUUUAAAAUCUCAAAGAUGCAUUUAAUUUCAUGUUUGGCAAUAUUUUUAUUCAGCCUACCUCCUUAUUUAAGUGCCUAGCGAUCAACUGUUACUGAUGAACAUAAGCUAUCAUGACUAAAAGUCGUCUCAUCUCAACAUCCUCCCAUUAAAACAAGUUGAAUUCACACUCACAGUAACAUAUACAAUGCAUAGGAGAAAUGUGAUUUAAUUCGUGUCUAAAAGACACAAGGUUUAAAGAAUCAGGCUCUAAAUGAUUUCAGAUGAUCCUCCUAAUAUAACACAGCUCUCAUAUACUGGUGCUGCUUCUGCUGAUGCAUAUCAGAGAGACAGCCAGAGAGCUGGCCAUCAAAGACGCCAGAAAUAGGCAGAGGCCUGGAUUCACUACUGAUAGUGUCAGAUUUAAUAAUAUGACAGGACUACUUUAAAGAACUUACAAAAAAAAAAAACUUCCUCUCAAAUGAGCGCAUGCAGUGUCCUAGUCAUGGUGAAUUUUAUUUUACAGCCAACCAGGCAAAAAAAUAAAUGUUUAAUGGAUGAAAAACAGGCAUGCCAGAAGUUUUUAAACAAAUGUUAUGUAGGAACUAGUAACGAUUAAUCUCAUUUUAACUGUAAAAUUAGAGUUGUUUAUGUACAAACCAGCCUUCAUUUCAUGGGACAUGCAGUGAAAAAUAAACAGGCAUGGGUGAAUCAUUCUCCAUCUUAAGACCAUCAAAAUGUUAAAGGGGACCUAUUAUGCUUUUCCUUAUUUUCUGUUUCCUAACAGUUUUUUCUACUGAUGUCAGCAUGUGAUGGAUCUUUAAAUCAUUUGUUCCAGGCACAUUACUGCAGUGUUUGAAUUACAUACACUGCUACAUGCUAACGUCUGGGGAACCUGUAAUCUUGGACGCUGAUGUUGUUUGUUUCCCCCCAAUUUUGAAUCAUUUUGCUACUGGAACAUGUUCAAUUUUGUACUUUUUAGUUUAGAAGCUUUAUAUGGGAAUUUUCACAGUAAAAAGUGCUGCUAUACUUUAUCACAGUCUUUCCUGUGGCUGCAGUGAUAGACAGUACAGAGUUGGCAAUAGCACAGAUGCGAAAUACCCCAAAAACACUGGCUUAUUAGAGCAGAAUUGGCUUUUUCUGGAGUGUUUUUGAACAUUAAAGCAUGUGAAACAUGUUUGAGUGAAAAAAAACAAUUUAAAACCUGAAUAUGAGCAUAAUAUGUCCCCUUUAAAUAUCAGAAUCUUGCCCGUGGUCAGACGUUUUGUGUUACUUCCUGUUACAACUUGUCUUCACAAUAAUGAGCCUGUACUGUAAAAUUGUGACCAAUUAGCCAUACUCAUUACAUUCCAUGUUAAGUUUGCAGUUGCGGACUAUCUUUAUAGCAAUACUAGAAAAUACACUGAAAAUAGUCAAAGGGAGGGGAGGCAUGAUAAAAACACGGACUCUAUUGAACCUCACAUUUCAUUCCACAACGGACAGUUCAGCAUGAAAACAGUAAACUGUUUGAAACCGUUUUCAUAACUCACAGGUCAUCUAUGCAAGCCCCUAGAACUCAGGAUAGUAUUCAGGGCAAAGGUUCUGCUUUGCAACAACAUCCCAAAACCUGUUCAUACUCCUGUCUCCAAACUUCAGCCACUCUUUCAUUUGCUCUUCAAACACUUCAGCAAAGGAUCAGCUGCAUAAUAACCAGAUUGUUGUUAAAUGAGGGGUUUGCAAACACAUAAUGCCAAACCAAACUGACAAAAUGUUACAAAUGUUCCCAUUCCAGAUAACAAAAUGUGCACCGGCAAGUCAGAUACAACAGAGAAACAUGUUGGAUAUUAUGGUUGCACCAGCUAGCAUAAAUCCAUCCAUUUCUAAGUUCUUAGCAACUACUAGCUAGUUUCAAACUACCGAUCUGCACCAUUAGAACUCUAAUUUCUUAGUUUCUUAAAGUUAUAUUGUCAUUAGUUACUGACAUAACU
This is a messenger RNA of Centropristis striata (black sea bass), 4867 nucleotides long. RefSeq names its product transmembrane protein 151Ba (gene tmem151ba). The transcript is spliced from 2 exons. The record is from RefSeq and is a predicted model, not a curated record. Lineage: Eukaryota; Metazoa; Chordata; Actinopteri; Perciformes; Serranidae. The coding region runs from base 397 to 1926 and encodes 509 amino acids.